CGAUCUUGCAACAACACACACCCGGUCGACAAGAAGCAAGUACAUACCGAUUAACCUCGGCUGUCACCGGUCUCCGCCCACUCGACCGUCCGAAGCAAUCACGCCGUCUAUCUUACGAAUCAAAGCCCAUACCAACGGACAAUGUUAUUUCCAGGCACAACCGCUGCACUUUUUUUGUCGACAUUGGCUGGUGUUGUUCACGGAACCCCACAUUUUUUUGUGAACAGUGGGAAACCUCGGUGCUUUGCUGUUGAAGUCCCGAGAGAGACGACGAUACAGCUUCACUAUGAAGCUCCAGGUACGUCGCGCAACGCAGCAUGACGUUCUUCUAAAGAGAUUAGAUGCACUGCAAUGUGGAACGCUGGUCCGUGUGUCUUUGUGUUAGUUGCAGGAUGCUUCGCGGUGGAAUGCCCUGCGAGAAUGAUACGACAGUCAUGACUCGCUUCGCUUCGUCUCGUCUCGAUUGUUUGGGUCCCCUGGUUCCUUGCACCCAAACACUCACCCGUCUCGAAUGGCUUCUUUCACACAAACAAACAGACAUCGACACCGCUACCGGAUCGGUGGACUAUGCUCCGACGUUCAUCACCAUCCUCGAAAAGGCCGUCGAAACCGUCGAGGAACAACGGCUCGAGCACGCAAACGACGCCGAGAGCCUCAAGGCGCGCCGGGCCAUGAUCGCCGAUCGCGUCAGACACAACGUGCGGCCCGUCUCCAAAGAGAUCACCGAAACGGCCGGGAGCUUUACCCACACCAUGMACUCGGACGACGCCGUUGUGGAAGUGUGCGUCCGAGCCUCCAAUGCCGGGAAGGAAAAUCCGAUGAUGUUUCACCUGCGUGUGGAGGAACUGGAAGAAGACGUCSUCGACGCCUUUCAGCAAGAAAAGGCGAAAUUGCUGAACAGCCCACCGCUGGUGAACGUCGAGCACCACUGGUCCUUUAUGGAAACCCAGCUGAACCGAAUAGAUCACGAGAUGAAAACCAUCACAAGGGAGGCGGAUUUCUUUCGGGAGCGGGAUGCCCUGUACCACCAACAGACGGACGACCUCCACAAGGCAACCUUGUUUUGGCCGAUGCUCCACUGCUGCAUUCUUGCCCUGACGGGCUUUACACAGGCGAACCACAUUAUCAGUUUUUUCAAGCACCGACGGAUCAUAUAGAUCAUAUAGGAGGGCAGCACGGAAGUGUGAAACACAGAACAGUUGAGCACAGCACAGCAUGGCACAGCACAGCAUGGCACAGCACAGCAUGGCACAGCACGAACUAGCGCAGUGCUGAGUUGUAAUUCGAGUCACGGCAGUUGAAGCUAGAGUAGCUACAGGAGUACGAAGAAGUUAAUUUUUCAGAGGGACUAGACAAAAUCUAAGACAAAAUCUAAGAAUCGAUGGGACUGUGAUGGUAUAGUUUUUAGAUUUUAU
Molecule: messenger RNA, 1415 nt
Organism: Pseudo-nitzschia multistriata
Lineage: Eukaryota; Bacillariophyta; Bacillariophyceae; Bacillariales; Bacillariaceae
Source: the annotation of a GenBank genome assembly